UCCCCGGAUGAAGUUGUGAUUGACUGUACACGGCUAAAAAGUUGAGCUCCAGUCGAGAGGUGGGGCUUUAUUGGCAUGGGAAACAUAUGUUAACAUUGCCAAAGCAAGUGAAAUUGAUAAACAAAAGGGAAGUGAAUGGUUCUGCAGCCCGUGUGUUCUAAGGAAGGCAGAAUGCAGACCAUGAAGUGUGUAGUGGUGGGGGACGGUGCCGUGGGUAAAACAUGCCUCCUCAUCUCCUACACCACCAAUGCUUUCCCAGAGGAGUACAUCCCCACCGUGUUCGACAACUACAGCGCCCAGAUGACGGUAGAUGGUCGCAGCAUCAGCCUCAACCUGUGGGACACAGCCGGACAAGAGGAGUACGACCGCCUCCGUACUCUGUCCUACCCCCAAUCCAACGUCUUCGUCAUCUGUUUUUCCAUCGGGAGUCCUUCAUCCCACGCCAACGUCCGCCACAAGUGGCACCCGGAGGUGUCUCACCACUGCCCCAGCGUGCCCAUCCUCCUAGUGGGGACCAAGAGGGACCUGAGGAGUGAUGGGGAGACGGUGAAGAAGCUGAAGGAGCAGGGUUUAGCUCCCACCACACAGCAACAGGGGAACAGCAUGGCUAAGCAGAUAGGAGCGGUGAAGUACAUGGAGUGCUCUGCUCUGACGCAGGAAGGGGUCAGGGAAGUGUUCAGCGAGGCAGUACGGGCCGUGUUGUAUCCCGUUACCAAAAAGAAUGCCAAGAAGUGUGUACUGUUGUAAUGAAAUGGGUUGGUGACUGGGACUUCGGAAGGAGGGGACUAAGGGAGGCACACAGAUGGAGAGAGUGAGGAGAAAAGACUGGAGAGAGACUAUGACGGGGAGCAGGUUUGAGUUUGUUGGAGGAGAUGGACUCAGGCCUCUCUGCCUGUAAAGACUCUUGAUUCAGCUCACUUCUCUCCUUCCUCUAGUACCCUCAAAAUCAAAUCAGGACCUCAAAGCCAGUUCCACUGCAUUUAUUUUGGUCCUUCUUACUCUCUAAUCAGGGAAAAGCUUUAGACCUGGGACACCAGGUGGGAGCAAUUCAUAUUCAGGCAGAACUGAAAACCAGUUGUAGUCUGGACCUCGUAGGGUCAGAGUUGAAUACCCUGGCUCUCUUCUUUUCCUCUCUGCAGAGUUUAAUCCACUUCUAAUUGUAUCACCAAAGUGACUAUGCCAACAGAGCUACAGGGGAGAAUAUAGUCUUUCUCUCCAACAGUCUGCUCAAACUCCUAUUAAUGUUAUCUAUUGAUAUCACUUGAUUUGUAGCAAUGUUCGAAAAGAUGCUUCUGCCUUAGCUAAUACAAUCGGUCUGUUUUGUUUUGUGCAAUCCCUUGUUGUUGAGAUGUUCCAUAAUGACAGAUCCCCAACCUGAUAGAGCUGAAGAGACGAGCUCUGCUUUAGUAUAAAGGUUUCCACUCCCUCCAUCACUGCCUAUCCAGGCUACCCAUCGAGUUGAAACCACACCUGGAAAUAGCCUAUAGGUUUUGGGCAUCUUGUUUUGUGCAGCUCUCUGCUUUAGCUAGGUGUCCAGUUUGCCUUCUUAAUUUACCUUCAAAUGGACAUUAGCCUAAUCCAAGUAUGAUGCAAGGGCCAAAUCAACCUUUUAAAAUCAAUGAAUCGAUUGGUUGGAUGAAUGUUGUGAGUUUUUAUGAUUUAAUGCUGACAAGAAUGAUGGAACGACAGAGAUAUCAGAUUGUUGGUUCCGGUUAUUUAUGCAAAUGACAUUUUAUGUGCCUUGUGUGAUAUUUGAUUUUUACAUUUUAUCUACCUUUUUUUUUUUCAUCUAGAUGUAUAUGCAUUAGAUCCCAAAAUGAUUGUAUUUGAAAUAUGUUGUGUGUGUACUAGUCUCUGGGAGUAACUCAACAAUACAUCCUCUCAGAAGAACCAAAGCUUCUUUUUGAAGGUGAAACAAACCUUUUGAUUUUACACGAUGUUUUCUCCCUUUGGGGCCAACUCGGAAACGGAAGUAGCUGUGACAUCAGAGAGGUGUUGUGGUGUGAACUUGUUUUCACAGCCUUCAGCGUUUGCCGCUAGAAUGUGAUUUAUUCUACAACCUAUAUGAUGCUGGUAAAUGAGCGGUGGGGUUUACAGGCUAUGUGAUACCUGGCAACGGCAGCAGGAAGUAGGGCUCAGAUUCCAAUAACUGUACAUUUAUUUAGGCUUGUCUUUUUAUUAAAUGACUGAACCAUGGUGGUUUC
Molecule: messenger RNA, 2204 nt
Organism: Oncorhynchus masou masou (cherry salmon)
Lineage: Eukaryota; Metazoa; Chordata; Actinopteri; Salmoniformes; Salmonidae
Product: rho-related GTP-binding protein RhoG-like
Exons: 4
Coding region: 136-747 (203 amino acids)
Biological process (GO): regulation of actin cytoskeleton organization; establishment or maintenance of cell polarity; motor neuron axon guidance
Cellular component (GO): cytoplasmic vesicle; cell projection; cytoskeleton
Molecular function (GO): protein kinase binding; GTP binding; GTPase activity
Source: RefSeq, a predicted model, not a curated record